Messenger RNA from Encephalitozoon cuniculi GB-M1, 1170 nucleotides. RefSeq lists its product as uncharacterized. Bases 1 to 1170 code for a protein of 389 amino acids. The transcript has a single exon. NCBI's taxonomy places the organism in Eukaryota, Fungi, Microsporidia, Unikaryonidae. The record is from RefSeq and is marked provisional.
AUGCUUUUAUUCUACCUGGUGAUGAUAUACACGAAAAAGGAGGAGAUUGGAUACAUCUUUUCGGAGGGAAAGCAGAGGUUCUUGACGAUUAAUGGCGUGGACAUAGUGACUACAAAGCGGGGAGAAAAGCCCGCCAAGUUCCGGAUGGAGAAAAUGGAUGGUGGAAAUUCCAGCAACGUGUUAAUACGCCCAGUCCCCGAAAUGGAGACUAAAAAGGUUGCCGAUUAUGCAUUGAACUCCAGCAGAAAAUGGCAUCUCUAUCCAGAGCAUAGGUACUGGAACCAGAGAGUCAGGCUUGUACUGAUGCCUGGAAAUGUCCUGAAGAUUGCUGUCGACUCAAUCUGUAUAGCCAUCAAUGGAGAAGGCAAGGCAGUGGGAGAAACCUGCAAGAGCGAAGGGGAUGACAAGUACCAACUCUUCAGCUGGGUUCCAAAAAGUCAGAAAAGAAAGGUGAAGGAAUGGACUCGUUGGAACAUGCAUGCACCUGCAGAGAGAGACAAUGAGGAGUCUGAUGGAAACGAGGAAGUCCCUCCGGGCCAUGACCAAGACUGCACUCCGGACAGUUCUGGAUACGAUAGCGACACAAGCUCAGAAGACUACUAUAGAAGAGGCAGAAAGCCGUUCUAUGAUUCCGAUGGUAGAGGAGGGCCGGGGGGAUACGGGCCAUUUAAUACUGGGAUGGGGUUCUUUGGAAGCGGAAGAAGGAAGCGGUACAGGCGCGACGAGGACCUUAAAUACAUCGAAGACGGAGACGAUGAGACACAUAAGAAUGACAGAGACUACCACGAGGGAAGAAUGUUCAGAAGAAAGAGGAUGGGUGGACACCUUAGGGGUGGGAGGAUAAGGCGGCACAGGUACUAUGGAACCGGAGAGCGUGAUGGGAAUUUCUACCAUGGAAGAGGCCAUCCAUCCAAGGAGGCCAAUGGACCGGACCCCGCUGACUAUAUGGAUGGACUGCAAGGGAAUGGGAUUGGUGGAGACAGCCUCUCUGUGUCUUGCAACGACGGUUAUUUAUACGAGGAGAUUGGCAAUCCCCAGGCCUCUCUGUUCGGUGGGGUGGUGGGGGAAGAUUCCGGGCACUGCAACACAGGUAGUCCUGGGGAAAAUGAGAUAUGCAGGAUAAAUAAGACAGGGAUGGCCUUCAGAAAAAUGGUUGGAAUUCCUAUUUAA